Molecule: messenger RNA, 423 nt
Organism: Ophidiomyces ophidiicola
Lineage: Eukaryota; Fungi; Ascomycota; Eurotiomycetes; Onygenales; Onygenaceae
Exons: 2
Coding region: 1-423 (140 amino acids)
Cellular component (GO): mitochondrial large ribosomal subunit
Molecular function (GO): structural constituent of ribosome
Source: RefSeq, a predicted model, not a curated record
AUGAAAGUGGAGAGCAGUGUUCCCGCGGGCACACGCUUACUUGGAUUGAAUUAUCUUAAAAACAAACCUGAUAUAAUUGCGCUGGAUGAUGCGGAAUAUCCAGAUUGGCUAUGGAGAAUCCUAGAUGAUACAAAUGAUAGGUUGGGAAGUGGUGCUGGAAACGUUGAUCUGUCUUCUCUCAAUAGAAAACAGCGAAAACGCCACGAGAAAAAAGCAGCUGUGGCUGCUGCUUCUAAACCUCGAGUCAUUCCACUUCACGAACAAGCCAUUGACAUUGUAUCAGUGAAUGCGGUUACUGCGGACGCCGAAAAUAAUUUUGAGGUCGCUUCGACUGGUAUCGAUACUAGAAAAUCAAUUACAAAGAGCGCUCGUGCAGCGCGAAGAAAAUCUAUCAAGGAGUCUAAUUUCUUGAAAGGAUUGUAG